AUGGAAUCUGACGGCAAGAAAGAGGGGCCUGAUGCCUCCUCUCUUCAACCAGUGUCUUCACUACGAGCACGAUGGGAGAAUAUGAACAAGGCGGAUAAUGGCGCCCCGAAUGUGCCACCACCCAGGUCCUCGACUCCGCGAACGAGAUCACCCUCCCCCAAACCGCCUCCGAUCCCGGAUACGAGACCGAGUCGAGAUGCAAUUGCCAAGGUGACGGGCGACGACUCAAGGCCGAGCCCCAUUGAUACCAGCGCAGCUGCCAUGCUUCCAACCCAGAGUCCCGCCGUUACACGAUUCGCUCCAGAGUCGCUCAACCUCGUAAGCCCUAGACCGUCACGCCCGCCGGCGGUCCUCGUUGAACCACCCCAUUCUCCGCCAAAGCUGGGUGGACUUUCCUUGGGAUAUGGCAAUGACAGCAAUGGCCAGCUCAGCGCGGAUCCAACCAAGUCCGCCCUGCCCAGCACACCAACAACGCCAGCAAGUCGGCCCUUGAGAUCACCGAGUCGGCCCACAACGCCGACGCCAGUCUUCGAGCCCCGUCUAUCCCCACGACUUGCGCCUCACUCACAGCCUCCAUCUCCACCGCCACCACGUAGAUCUGGCGAGCUCAAGCGAGACGGCAAGCAGCCUCCUGCUAAGGUGCCACCGCCCGUCAAUAGGGCAGAGAAGCCGAGCAACCGACUCUCUGGCAUCAUCACCAACGCCCCGAACCUGGGCGCUCCCCCGCCGGCUUCUGAAGAACGAUCUCCAUUCAGCAGCCCGCCCCAACUUGCAAGUAGCCCCGAGGUUGAAGAGCCACCAUUGCUGCCGACACGCCCUGCGCGGCCCCUUUCGCAAAGGAUAGCGCCGACUCGGACCAAUACUAUUCCAGCUACAUUUGAGCCACCACCGGUUCAUCACGCGGUUGCGAACCGGAGGCGAGACCAGGAUAUUCGUGCACAAUCUAGAUCAGUGGCCAACCAGCGUGAUGAGCACGUAGGCUUGGUUCGGCACCAGUCUGUGAUUGAGACCUCAAGGAGCGCGCCACCGCCAAAACCUCCGAGACCCGGGGCCAUUGCAUCACAAGUGACCGUGGACACAUCCCUGUCGGCAUUGGCACCUCCCAAGAGGAUCGUUUCUACACCGACCACUCAGUAUUCACCAAGGAGCCAUGGACGUUCAAUGACUGUGGGGGCGUCCGACAAGCCACCUCAAGUCAAUCGAGAAAUGGCGAGACGAAUCGUGUCAGACGAGCACAAGGCCAUAGCCGAAUAUCAGGAACCAAUCCAUAACGGCACAGCGCCGGCCCCAGGGCCGACAGGGCCGUCAUCUUAUCCGGAUGCGUCAAACAUCAAUCGAAGAUUCCCUGCGGCGCAUGGCGUCAAAGAGCUAGCUGUCAAGUACGAUACGAGAUUGAUAGCCACUUGUGGACAAUAUGUUUGCACAACUGGCGCGGUCACACGCGUUUGGAAUCUUCAGACAGGGGAGCUCCUGGUCAGCUUUGCACCCUUUGAUGAGGGCGUUAGAGGUACCGCUGUAGCCUUCAAGCCUGGUCACUUGUUCGAGCCGCCGGCAGAUUCGGGCGUUCCUGCCCAGGAGGAAGGCACCCGAAUCUGGAUUGGCAGCAGCGUAGGCGAGAUAGUAGAAUUCGACAUCCCCUCGAAAGAAGUUGUCGGCACGAGAUCAAUCGCCCAUGGACAUUACGAGGUUACACAAAUCUACCGCCACAAAGAUGAGAUGUGGACCCUUGAUGAGGGUGGAACAUUGCAUGUAUGGGGGCCCUCGGAGAAGGACAGCCUGCCACGGCUCGGCAAUACCCACCCGCAUCAGACAUAUCGAUUGGCCAGGGGACACACAUUUUCAAUGGUCGUGGGUGCUGAGCUUUGGCUGGCCACAGGGAAAGAAAUCCGGAUCUAUGCACCCACAGUCGAUGGAAGGCAACAGGUCCAGGUACUCAUGCGUCCCUUGGUCACGGCUGGUGCCGGGGAAGUUACGGCAGGAACACUUCUCGCCUCGGACCCCAAUAAAGUGUACCUGGGUCACGCCGACGGCAAGAUCAGCAUCUACUCCAGAAACGACUGGACAUGCCUGGAAGUUGUGGGUAUCAGUUCCUACAAGAUCACCUCGCUGGCCGGUGUUGGCAACUACCUGUGGGCAGGUUACAACUCUGGAAAGUUGUGCGUCUACGACAUCGCGAGCUCACCGUGGGUGGUGAAGAAGGAUUUCACCGCACACAACGACAAGCCUGUGGUUAGAUUGGUCACGAACCGCUACGACUUCCACAAGCUUGAGAGAUUUCAGUUACUGUCUCUUGGUGCUGAUAACAUGAUCCGGAUCUGGGACGGCCUUCUCGAGGAUGACUACAAGGAAGCCGUCAUGAAAGCCAGGUACAAGGAGUAUAGCACGACGGAGAAUCUCAAAGUGCUUGUCAUGACCUGGAAUGCCGGAGCAUCUACGCCGACGACGCUGAGGAAGCUUGAAUCCGACGCAAACUUCUUCCCAAACCUGCUUAGAUCUAGUGGCUCACCAGACAUCCUCGUGUUUGGCUUCCAAGAGCUUGUGGACCUCGAGGAUAAAGCGGCAACUGCCAAGAGGCUUUUCAAGUCCAAGAAGAAGGACGCAGCUACAGACCAAGAGCAGAUGAGUCACCAGUAUCGUGCUUGGCGAGAUUUUCUCAUGAGGACGAUUGAUGAUGACGAGCGCAUGAGGGACGACAUCUAUCACCUGCUGCACACAUCGACCCUUGUCGGGCUAUUCACCUGUAUCUUCGUCAAAUCUAGUAUUAGGAACCGUGUCCGGAACCUCAAGAGCGGCGAGGUCAAACGCGGCCUUUCCGGCUAUCAUGGCAACAAAGGUGCCAUUGUCGUCCGGUUUUUUGUCGAUGACACUUCGCUAUGCUUCAUCAAUUGCCAUCUGGCUGCGGGCCAAUCACACACGCAGAGCCGGCAUACAGAUGUCCACGAGAUCAUGUCGGCAGAUGUGUUCAAGCCAAAGGAGGAACACAAACGACUCGAGGAAGCCAACGAGGAGGAAACGCCACGAGGUCUGGCUACCCGUAUUGACAGCUUCACAGGUGGAGGCAACGGCUGGAUGAUUCUGGAUCACGAGCUAUGCCUGCUUAACGGGGACCUCAACUACCGCAUCGACACCAUGUCUCGCGAUACGGUGGUGAACGCCGUCAAGGCCAACAAUCUUGCCAAGCUCCUGGAGCGUGACCAGCUGCUUGUGGCACGCAGACGAAACCCCUCCUUCAGGCUUCGGGCGUUUGAAGAAAUGCCAAUCACAUUUGCGCCGACGUACAAGUAUGAUGUUGGGACGGACGACUAUGACACCAGCGAGAAGAAGCGUUCGCCGGCAUGGUGUGACCGACUUCUCCACCGGGGCGGUGGCAACAUUCAGCAGCUUGAUUACCAACGCCAUGAAGUCAGGGCGUCCGACCACCGGCCGGUGACAGGACGCUUCAAGUUCACAGUCAAAAAGGUGAUACCCGAGCAGCGCGAGCGGAUCUGGGAGGAGUCUCUGGAGCAAUUCAAGGGCGAGAAGGUGGGCCAAGCUCUUGAGGAGAAGUAA
Molecule: messenger RNA, 3549 nt
Organism: Microdochium trichocladiopsis
Lineage: Eukaryota; Fungi; Ascomycota; Sordariomycetes; Xylariales; Microdochiaceae
Product: Endonuclease/exonuclease/phosphatase
Exons: 2
Coding region: 1-3549 (1182 amino acids)
Biological process (GO): phosphatidylinositol dephosphorylation
Molecular function (GO): protein binding; phosphatidylinositol-4,5-bisphosphate 5-phosphatase activity
Source: RefSeq, a predicted model, not a curated record